Messenger RNA from Rotaria sp. Silwood1, 1782 nucleotides. Lineage: Eukaryota; Metazoa; Rotifera; Eurotatoria; Philodinida; Philodinidae. The record is from the annotation of a GenBank genome assembly.
AUGGCACGGUCAAUUAUUCCUCAAACAAUAAAUGGUGUACGAACACCAAUUGAUGAUACACUUCCAAUGACAUGUGUUAUUGAAAGUUCACAACUUGUUGAAGGACAUGGGGUUUAUUCUAUUCGAGUUGCACGUGCUUCAAAUGAUCCAUCAUGUUCAUGGGUUGUUACCAAACGUUUUAGAGAAUUUGAUGAUCUUAAUAAUAUUUUAAAAGAAUAUGGUUUCGAAUUUGAAUUACCAAAGAAAAAACUUCUUGGUAGAACUGAUCGAACAUUUAUGGCUGAAAGACAAAAAGGUCUUCAAACAUAUCUUCAUACACUUGUUCAACAAUUCGAACUUUGUAAUUCAUUAGUAAUACAACGUUUUCUUGAUCCAGAAAAUCAUAUGAUGAAUUAUUCAGAAUUAGCGUUACAACAUGUGUCAAUGUUUAUUCGUUCAACGAAUAAUAUCUAUCAAAUUGUUGAACAACUACCGGAUUUAGGUUGGCGAUAUAAUAAAAGUUAUUUUUUAGCAACUAAAACUGGUGUUUCGAAAGAUGACCGUUAUCUUUUAUCAUGGUGUCAUUAUGGAUUAGACAAAGCAUUUGGAGAAAAAGAUAUUGCUAAUUGUUUAAAAUUAUUAAAAUCAAUUGUGCAUCCACUUAUCGUUCCAAUUGAUGAAAUUUAUGCUAAUGAAACUGGUACACUUACUGUUUGUCGAUUCUAUAGUAAAGGUUCAUUAAAAGAUUAUCUUCAUCAGACAAAACCAAUAAAUGGUGCAUAUUGGAAACGUUAUGGUCCAAAAUCAUUAUCACGGGGAUGUGAUUUAAAUCAAAUUAAAAGUUUCGGUCGUCAAAUUUUAGAAGCAUUACUUUUCAUUUAUGAUAAUGGUCUUGUUUAUGGACACUUACAUUCCGGCAAUAUUCUGUUUGAUCUUGAUCAAGCAUUACCAAUUAAAUUACUCGAUAUAGCCAACGCAAUUGUAGGUGUUUCAUCGAAAUAUCGUUGUCAUAUUUCUAAUCUUAAACAAAUUCGUACACUCGAACAUUGUGAUGUUUAUGCAUUUGGACGAGUCUUAUAUGAGUUAUCAACAGGUGAAGAAUGUCCAACAAGUACUUGUAUACAAUUUCCAAAUACAGUACCAAUAUCUGUGCAACAUGUUCUUUUAAAAAUUCUUGCACCAACAGGAGAUUUACCAACAAUUCAAGAACUCUUAGAUGAUUCAUUUUUUCAACAAACGACAUCAAAUAAUAUCGAACGAUUUCAAUUAAAAUUAAGUCCAAAAGCAAAAGAAGCAUUUGAACAAAUUAGUCGAACUGCUCAAGGUCGAUUAGAAGGUGAUCAAGCAAAAAUUAAAAAUGUACAACGUCGUACCAGACUUGCUAAUCAUCUCAUGUCGGAUGAAGAAAGACUUAAACGACGUAGAGAAAGACAAGCUAAAGCACUGGAACAAAAUCCAGAUCCUAACACCAAUUCACCUGGCGCAUCAAAAUUUAUGCAACGUUCAAUCAGUGUUGAUCCUUUACAAUUAUCUAUAGAAAAACCAACAUCAAGAAGACCUUUGACACCAACUCUAAGUGUUGACAUAUCGAAUGUUCCUCAGACACCAUCUACUCCAACUGCAGCACUGCCUCCACCUCCGCCCCCACCUCCACCACCGCCACCACCAAUUGCAUCAUCAUCUUCUGCUCCUCUAGCUGCUAGCGAUGGUGAUCGAGCACAACUAUUAAGUUCAAUUACAGACUUUAGCCUUGCUAAACUAAAAAAAGCCAAAACCAAUGAUCGUAGUGCACCAAAAAUAUAA